AUGCCGGUUUGCCGCUUUGGUCACGUCAAAUCAUCACCAAAGCCGCCGCGGCAGAGGCACCCUUGCUCCGGAGCCAGCAUCACGGACUCGGCCGUGGGGGACCUGAACCCAGAUACACGUCACCCUGUUCUUAACACAUCGGGUUUUGAACAGGCCGAUACUGGGUCUAACAGUCGACUGGAGGGACUAUGCAUCCCCGGACUGGACUGGUCGCGUCUUCCAGAGGCACCGCGCUAUAGUUGUGGUGGCCUCAAAAGUCCAAUGCUCGAUCCCAGGUUUGUGGGCAAUGAGCGUCGACUACGUAAAGGGGACUAG
Pyricularia oryzae 70-15 is the source of this 315-nucleotide messenger RNA. RefSeq lists its product as uncharacterized. NCBI's taxonomy places the organism in Eukaryota, Fungi, Ascomycota, Sordariomycetes, Magnaporthales, Pyriculariaceae. The coding region runs from base 1 to 315 and encodes 104 amino acids. The transcript has 2 exons. The record is from RefSeq and is a predicted model, not a curated record.